This is a messenger RNA of Aspergillus calidoustus, 465 nucleotides long. Lineage: Eukaryota; Fungi; Ascomycota; Eurotiomycetes; Eurotiales; Aspergillaceae. The record is from the annotation of a GenBank genome assembly.
AUGACUUUCCCCUUCAAGCGAUCCCCAUCUUCUCCCCGAAUCCCCGAAUCCACACUCUCGCACGAAAAGGAUCGCUUCCUAGCCAACGCGCUUGGCGUCACAGUAAUCCCGGCGAUCCUUAUUGGCAACGGGACUGCAGUUGACGGCUCCAUCGAGCUCGUCUCCUCUCGUGAUGACCCACCUGCUGGCCCGUUCUGGCUCGCUCCUCGUCUCCAUGGAAUCGACCAUGGAUCCGUCGGUGAUGGGUCGCGGAAGCGUUCACGAGAAUCCUCGGGAGGUUUGACCACCACGAAAACCCAGGGAGCAACCACCAAGACAAUAAAACGGAGACGUGCAUAUGCUCCCGACGGUAGCCGGCGAGUUUGGUGGUCAGAAAAUAUGCCUCCCUUGCAAGAGAGUCCAGCGGUGACAAGAGGACCUGAAACUGAACUACCGAGAUGCUGCCCGGCCGUCCGUCUGAGGUAA